AUGAAGCCGGAAAUCGCAGAAUACAAGCAGAUGGACACCACAGAUGAAUCCGAUGUCGAAUCUGUCGAUGAAACCGAAAGUACAAAGCUGAAUGGAAACGGAGUAUCAGUUGAGGAGGCACCUAUUGAGACCCUAAAGAAACAGCAGAAGCAAUUGAUCAAUGGGGCGACAACAGGUGAUUUAAAGUGCGAAAUCAAAGAGUAUGAGGCCAGAUACUCUCUUAAUGGCACCAGACAAGUCAAGGAGAAGGGACAGAAAGAAGAUGCGGAUGACGAGAAAUCUCAAUAUGCCGUGCGUGCCUACAAGUACUACAGCAGAGAUGGCAAGAUCGAAGAGAUGAGAGUUGAAAUACACUCGCCGUCCAUACAAGACGCCCUUCGCAACGUUGUCAAACGUUAUCCUACGCAAAACUUCGAUGGCCCCGUCAUUCAUCUCAAUGGUUGGACAGUGGCAGAGACUAUGGGCUGCUUAUAUCAUCACAGGAACAGUUUAAAAAAAUACGCCAAGAACCACGAAAACUUGGCAGCUAAGAUGCAUAUCCUCACGCUGAUCACAUAUACUGAACGGGAGUUUCGGCGAGCGAUUCAUAGAUACGAAUCCUCUGUCACAUACUCCAAAACACCCAGUAUAGGAUUUGAUGACGUGUGGAUGGUCUUCAAGCCCGGGGAGCUUGCGUUCUACGAUGCCGCACGCAAGACAGAAUCCAUCCUCGAAAUACACAAAGCCAGUUUUAUUCCCGGAGACUGUCGCCGGUGGGAGAUUACCGCUAAAGUCUUUGCUCACGAUGGGGUCAACUUUGGCUAUCAUCACCGCAAAUUCGAUAUCAAGAAUUAUGAAGGCACCAUAGAGAUUGCCAAACUACUACUCUAUCCUCUCAAAUUCUACAAGGGCGAUGUUGAGCAACUGCGACAAAGGAUGAUAACUAGAGGAAGAAAGUUUCAAUCACUUGUUGGAGUUCAGUACCGAGCUUAUGCUGGGCUGGCUUGGGCCGUGGAAUAUGAGCGGGUUGCUACUUCAUGGGGUGGAUUGAGGCACGAAUACCCCCAGGAAGCGAUCAUGGUAGGUCGUCCUUGA
Molecule: messenger RNA, 1074 nt
Organism: Phaeoacremonium minimum UCRPA7
Lineage: Eukaryota; Fungi; Ascomycota; Sordariomycetes; Togniniales; Togniniaceae
Product: putative aaa family protein
Exons: 1
Coding region: 1-1074 (357 amino acids)
Source: RefSeq, a predicted model, not a curated record